This is a messenger RNA of Aspergillus heteromorphus CBS 117.55, 1889 nucleotides long. Its product is annotated as deubiquitination module subunit SGF73. The transcript is spliced from 4 exons. Gene Ontology annotation, biological process: RITS complex assembly; regulatory ncRNA-mediated heterochromatin formation; regulation of transcription by RNA polymerase II. Lineage: Eukaryota; Fungi; Ascomycota; Eurotiomycetes; Eurotiales; Aspergillaceae. Gene Ontology annotation, cellular component: SAGA complex. Bases 345 to 1643 code for a protein of 432 amino acids. The record is from RefSeq and is a predicted model, not a curated record.
CCGUUCCAACCCACCUCCUCAGUUCCACACUGCGAACCAACUAAUUUCAUAACCUCCAUACCCCCUCCUUUUUUCGAAAACAAUCUGCGCCGCGACCGCGCGGAAACCGAACCCAACACCAGCAACACACCCACCACGUGACCCCCCGAUGCGGAGAGCCCCGGACUGUACGGCGGCCAGUACGUAGUAGCAGUGUCUCAGUGUCUCACCACCAGCGCAGCCUCAACUCGACCUCGCAUCGCGACCAACCCGCCAGUAUUUCACACUCACCUCACUCCACUCAUACAACCCGCUCAGAGAAAACACAAGUCAACCUCCAAGCCUGCCUGCGCGCUAUCGCGGUCAUGGCUUCCAACGGUGGUGGCAGAGCGUCCUCGGUCGCAUCCACGACCGGCAGCUUGGUCGAUGCCUCUGGAUAUAAAUACGCCGAGAAAGAUACUAAGCCAGGCAAGAUUAAAUUGAAGAAGACGUCCAAGUCGGGGAGGAAGAAGGGCGAUGAUAAAGACAACCCCAAAUCCCCCGGCUCGUCCCCCAUCCUCCCCGAGAUCGACGAAAAGACCAUGGCCGCCUUCCCGACCGGCAAACCGCGCGAGGAGGAUCACCUCGAGACCGUCAUCUGCAAGACCUGUAAGCGGCCCGUCCUGAAGCAGAACGCCGUCGAGCAUAUCCGCGGUUGCAUUCGGGCGAAGCAAGAAAAAGCGCGGCGGAAGAAGGAGGCGCGCGAUGCAGCGAAUCGGGCCAAGGAGAAGGGGGAUAAGGAUGGGGACGAGGAUGCGGGGUCUACGGCCGUGUCGGUGGUUAUUGGGGGCGCUGGGGGUGGGAGUGGGAGUGGUGCUGGUACUGGUCCGGGAGGGGAGAAGGUCGAGGGCGCCGAGGAUUCGAUGAAGGGGCAGAAGAGCGCGAAGAAGUCGGCUGUUAAGGGGAUGGCGGAGGAUGGGACGAAAAAGGGGAAGAAGCGCAAGGCCGAGGCCGGCGAUGAUGACAAGGAUAGCAAGGAGCCCAAGAAGAAGAAAAAGAAGGAGGAGCCGAAACCGAAGGCGCCCAAACCCAAGGGGCCCGUCGAUGUCGAAAAGCAGUGUGGUGUUACUCUGCCGAAUGGCGCGCAGUGUGCGAGGUCGUUGACUUGUAAGAGUCAUUCGAUGGGCGCGAAGAGAGCAGUCCCCGGCCGGUCCUUGCCUUAUGAUAUGCUCUUGCAGGCGUAUCAGAAGAAGAACCAGGCGAGGCAGCAGAAGGCUGCUAUCGAUGCCAAUGCGCCGCUUCAGGAUGAUCUGGAUAAUAACGGACCGGUCGAUUCGGAUGAGGAGAAAGACGCGGUCAUGGCGGCCAUUUCUCGCUCGCACCCACAGCCCCUGGUCACACAUACGUUGAUCUCGACGAAGAAGAAGUACCAGUACGUGCGGAUCAAGGAGAUGCUGUCCCAUGCUCUGGGCGGAUCCCGGGGCGGCGGGCUCUUCUCGACGACGGGCGAUGUCUCCUCGCCGUUCACGGACAGCAACCUCUUCACGCCGGUCGAGGAGGUGACGAUGUCGUUACCGGUGCCGGAUGAUGCUGCAGCGCCCGCAGCGCCGGAUGCCACGACCGACGCCGGAGGGAACGCGCCGGCGCAGGCCCCGAAGAAGCUGCCGGUGGCGGCGAGCUCGUAAGGCUGGCCCUCAAACGAGUGAUGGACGGUCUUAUGGAUGGCGUUCGUAGAAGGUCUACGGUGGGUGGGUUUUGGUUUGCAGUGAUAUUGAUUAGAUACCCCGCGUUGAGUGUCACUGGGCGCAUGUAGAUUCAUUUCAGUCGGUGUUGGUCUGGCGUGUGAUAGAUUGCAAUAUAUUGGCGUACGCAAUCGUUGGUCUCUGGUAGAUAAGCAUUGCGAUAGGAUGUGAUUUACUGAUUUUUAUUUU